GUGGUUUGGCAUGUAUUGCCAGUACCGUCAAGUGCGACACCAGGAAGUGCGCGAGUUCCAGAAGAGACGUUUGUGGCCGUUUCGCCUCCUCGGUUUCGGCACGCCCGAAGCCGGGCUGCUGUUCCACCAACGUCACGAAGCGCCCUACCAGAGGUUUCCCUCGUUCUGGCAGAUUUGCAGCCAACUCCAACCGUCGUGUCUUCUGCCUUCAAUGUCAUCACUUUCCUGCCGCAGUACUUGUGGCUGUUAAUGGUGCUAGCACCGAACUGGUCCGUCACCAGGAAAAUCAUGGAGCCUUUGUGGCCUGUGCUACUUUUCGCCGCGGUGCAUAUCUUCAUCGUGCUCAAUGUGGCUUCGGUAAACAGUGACAACUUGUCCGACUUCACUGAGCUGGCGAAGGUUUUCGAUCCCAGAGUCAGUGAUGCGCUCAGUUCGUGA
Molecule: messenger RNA, 438 nt
Organism: Symbiodinium necroappetens
Lineage: Eukaryota; Dinophyceae; Suessiales; Symbiodiniaceae
Source: the annotation of a GenBank genome assembly